Messenger RNA from Micropterus salmoides (largemouth bass), 6292 nucleotides. RefSeq names its product phosphodiesterase 11a (gene pde11a). NCBI's taxonomy places the organism in Eukaryota, Metazoa, Chordata, Actinopteri, Centrarchiformes, Centrarchidae. Gene Ontology annotation, molecular function: 3',5'-cyclic-nucleotide phosphodiesterase activity; protein binding. The transcript has 20 exons. Bases 315 to 3071 code for a protein of 918 amino acids. Gene Ontology annotation, biological process: signal transduction. The record is from RefSeq and is a predicted model, not a curated record.
UAGUGGCUCUCUGUGAGAUUUCCAAUCCCUGUGAUACUCUGCGCGAGCCUCAAUUUGCUUCCACGCUGCUUUUCUUAGAUUUGCUUUAAUGUUCUUAAAUGAAUAUGCUGGUGCGCAAAGGGAGUCUCCAUCCUUCACAGAGUGGAAGCUGGAUAUGUAGCCAGAACCCCAGAGGUGUUUCCUGCAUAAUGCAUCGAGGAAGUUAUGGUAUGCACAUGAUUCUCUACUUUAAUUCUCAGUAAAAACAUCAUAGAUGGUAUUUCUCUGCGGGACUUCAUGGAUUUGGUUCACUGAGGGCCAUCUGAAGAACUGACAUGGCAGUGCCAAAUAUGGUGUUCUCUGACGUGGAAAGUUUUCUGGACUCGCAUCCUGAGUUAUUUGAGGACUACCUGAACAGAAAGGGGAAUUAUAGCAUGGUGGAGAAAUGGCUCAAGAAUCAUCAGGCGAGCAAAAGUCCGGCGGCUGCAGCUCGCGCCGAGCCGAGAGAGGAGAAGAGCAACGCGUGCAAGGACAGCUGGGCAAGCAAAUGCGAUGGUCUGCAAAGGAGAGCCUCGCAGAAGGAGCUGCGCAAAACUUUCGCCAGAUCAAAGGCCAUUAAUGUCAACAGGACAUACGACGAACAUGUUAAUUCCAGGGCCCAGGAGCCCCUGACGAGCAUGAGGAGGAGAGCUCUGCUGAGGAAAGCGAGCUCUCUGCCCCCGACCACUGCGCACAUACUGAGCGCACUGCUGGAGUCCAGAGUCAACAUCCCCCAGUACCCGUCCACAGCAGUGGAUUUUAAAUAUUACCUCAAACAACACAAUGAAAGAGAGUUCUUCCUGGAGCUUGUCAAAGACAUAUCUAACGACCUGGAUCUAACGAGUCUGAGCUACAAAAUCCUUGUGUUUGUUUGUAUUAUGGUCGAUGCAGACCGGUGCUCCUUGUUUUUAGUGGAGGGAACGGGCAAUAAGAAGACACUAGUGUCCAAAUUCUUUGACGUGCACGCGGGUACCACAGUUUUACCCUCAAAGAAUUCAGAUGAAGUUCAAGUGCCGUGGGGGAAAGGAAUCAUUGGAUAUGUGGCUGAACACGGAGAGACAGUGAACAUUCCUGACGCUUAUCAGGAUCGUCGGUUCAGUGAUGAAAUUGACAAACUGACAGGGUACAAAACCAAGUCACUCUUGUGCAUGCCCAUUCGCAACAGUGACGGAGAGAUCAUUGGAGUUGCUCAGGCCAUCAACAAGUCCUCAAGUGGCGAUCUCUUCACUGAAGAUGAUGAAAAGGUGCUGCAGAUGUACCUGCCCUUCUGUGGUAUUGCCAUCUCCAAUGCUCAACUCUUCGCAGCCUCAAGGAAGGAGUAUGACAGGAGCCGGGCACUCUUGGAGGUCGUCAAUGACCUGUUUGAAGAGCAGACUGACCUGGAGAAGAUUGUCAGGAAGAUCAUGCACCGGGCCCAGACAUUGCUAAAGUGCGAGCGCUGCUCUGUUCAGUUGCUGGAGGACAUUGAGUCACCGGUGGUGAAGUUUACCAAGUCAUUUGAGCUAUUGUCCCCUAAGUGUAGUGCAGACACUGAAAGCAGUUUCAAAGACAGUAUGGAGAAAUCGUCUUACUCCGACUGGCUCAUCAACAACAGUAUUGCAGAGCUAGUAGCAUCCACAGGACUACCCGUGAACAUUAGUGAUGCCUAUCAGGAUCCUCGCUUUGAUGCUGAGGCAGACCAGUUCUCAGACUUCCACAUCCGCUCCGUACUUUGUGUUCCCAUAUGGAACAGCAACCACCAAAUCAUAGGUGUCGCCCAAGUGCUGAACAGGCUCGAUGGGCAACCCUUCGAUGACGCAGACCAGCGUCUCUUCGAGGCGUUUGUGAUCUUUUGCGGACUGGGCAUCAACAACACCAUCAUGUACGACCAGGUGAAGAAGUCCUGGGCCAAGCAGUCUGUGGCUUUGGAUGUUCUUUCUUACCAUGCCACUUGCUCCAAGACUGAAGUUGACAAAUUCAAGGCUGCUAACAUUCCUCUGGUUUGCGAGAUGGGCAUAGAUAAGCUCUCCUUUGACGAUUUCUCUCUGGACGUUGACGCCAUGAUAACGGCUGCUCUGAGAAUGUUUAUGGAGUUGGGAAUGGUGCAGAAAUUUAAGAUAGACUAUGAGACACUGUGCAGAUGGCUGCUGACUGUCAGAAAGAACUACAGAAUGGUUCUCUAUCACAACUGGAGACAUGCCUUCAACGUCUGCCAGUGCAUGUUUGCCAUGCUUACGACGGCGGGCUUCCAGGAGACUCUGACAGAGGUGGAGAUCUUCGCUCUUAUUGUAGGUUGUGUGUGCCAUGACUUGGACCACAGGGGCACCAACAAUGCUUUUCAGGCCAAAACGGGCUCAGCACUUGCUCUGCUUUAUGGGACCUCUGCUACACUGGAGCACCACCACUUCAACCAUGCUGUUAUGAUCCUUCAGAGCGAGGGUCAUAAUAUCUUCUCCAACCUGUCGUCCACAGAGUACAGUGACCUCAUGCAGCUGCUGAAACAGUCGAUUCUGGCAACAGACCUCACACUUUACUUUGAAAACAGAAACACUUUCUUUGAGCUGGUCAACAAAGGAGAGUACAACUGGAAUGUGAAGGCUCAUAGAGACAUGUGCAGAUCCAUGAUGAUGACAGCGUGUGAUCUUGGUGCUGUCACUAAACCUUGGGAAAUAUCACGCAAGGUGGCAGAGCUGGUGACCAGUGAGUUCUUUGAACAGGGCGACAGAGAGAGAUCGGAGCUGAAGCUCACGCCCUCAGCCAUCUUUGAUCGAAACAGGAAGGAUGAGUUGCCGGGGCUUCAGCUGGAGUGGAUUGAUGGAAUUUGUGCUCCGCUGUAUGAGACUCUGGUCAAGUUGAAUCCCAAACUUCAGCCGAUGCUUGACAUGAUCAAAGCCAACAGGGCCAAAUGGGAGGAACUGAACAAGAAGAGACAACGUGGCCAGAGUGUUUCUCCACCCGCAAGCCCCUGCAGUGGCGACAGCACAGAAACAAGUGGCUAUGCUGUGGCCAAAACGGGCUGCACACCCUGCUGUAGCGGCGAUGCUGAUGGCACACCAUCUAGACCUUUUAGUUAGCUUCUGAUGCCAUCUCCGAGCUGAUCUCUUAGGCUUAUUUCCUCUUACAUGCAGCCUGCAACAGAGGCAGUGCAGUGCAUGCAGAGGGUCUUGGGCUCUGCUCCUCUUCGCUUUUGCUACUAGAGAUGAGCUUUAGACUUGAGUGCGGCGCAAUCAUACAGGUUUUUCUGCUCCCUUCAGUCUUCCUGUGCUGAGGGCUGACAGAACUGUGUUUGGCAAGCUUGUCGGAGCAGCUACAAAUCAGCUAUGUCAGAAAGGAAACUCAAACCACUGUGUCAACAUGUCAACCAGUGAGUUAACACUGACUAUUCUGGGCAGUGCACAGAUUUUCAGCACAAGGCAUGGAGAAUAUACGAGAGGAAUGUUCGUUGCUGUGGUUCGUUUUGCUCUUGGUAACGUUACCUCCUCGUUGCUCGCAUUUUGUCCGGGGUAACAGAGAUAUUUUUUGUAAAUCUGUACAUACGCUUUUGGGUUAUUAAUAAGUGCUGUUUAAAAACAACCUGUACACACUGGAUUGUGAUGUGGCUGUAGAGUUUCUGAAUUAAAAGGGGUGCAGGAACAGCAGGACCUGUGACAUUGCUUGCAAUGCAAAUUGAGUGCCCCGCUCCUACCCUUCCUGUGCCUUGUUUUCAAAUUCUAAUGAAAAAUGCAUGGCCUCCUCAUGUUAACCAUGACAUGUUUUUGCCAUAAUUUGUAAAACCAAUGACUGCAGUUAUGUCUUGACCCCAAGCAUUAACAUUACAUAUAAAAAAACUAUUUUGCUCAAUUUUAUAUAUGCAGGAUCUCACUUGUCACACACACACACACACACACAAUGUGCCUUGAUGACGUUGUUCUGAUAUCACAAUCAUUUCUGAAGAAAAGGUCCUUUCAUCUACUGAUGUAUCACUAACCGCUGAAACAUAAAGCAAUGUAAUGUUAUUUAAUAUCAACUCCUCACUAAACUACAUUUAAAAUAAUAAUUUAGAAUAAUAGAAAUUACACUUACUUGUGUUCUGGCGAAAAGUUAGAUGAUGAGACCACUCUCACAUCUGUCUUAUAAAUAUAAGGCUGACAGUUAGCUUAGCUUAGCACAAAGACUGGCAACAGGGGGAAACAGCUAGCCUGAGUCCGUCUAAAGGUAAUUUGCCAACUAGCACAUCUACAGCUCAUUAAUUCAAACAUUAUAAUGACUUUAUAAUAAAGUCUGUUUAAUCUGAACAAAAACCUACGUGUACUGUUGUGUCAGACUAUUCCUCAGCUAGAAAGACCGGUAACUUUCUACCGUUUCGAUGUUAGCCAGGAAACUCGUCUGAGACAAGAAACAGUCUGACAUAUACCCACCCCAAAAAACACCAAAUUGCCUUUUACCUCUUUGGUUUUUGUACGGAUAAGAUAAAUGGGAUAUAACUUGUUAGUCUGUGAACUUAAGAGGUGUUGGUUACCUUUGGAUAGAUUCAUGCUAGACGUUUCCCUAUGUCCUGUCUUGUGCUAAGUUACGCUAACCAGCGCAUGGCUGUGGCUUUAUUUAAAGGUGCCAUAGAAUGGAAAACUGUAUUUACCUUGGUAUAAUUAAAUAAAUAAUAAAGUUAGUUUCUUCCUUCAUAUGUAACUCUUGCACAUGCAGAAGACCCCGGAAAAACGGGCGAAUGCUACUAUGCCAGAUGUGACAUAUCAUCUGGGAUCAAUAAUAUUAACGCCCCCAAAAUUUACAUAUACCAUCCGACAUUACAGAGAAGCGGUCAUAUGAGCUCAUUGAGCUACAGCUGGAUCUCGUUCAGAAUGUCUCAAAGAAAAGUGCUUUUAUGGUUAUGAAGAAAAGGUAAAUAUUUUCUGGUUUUCCCUCUGAUGUCCUCUGGCUGCUCUGCCUCUGCGAUUUAUUAAGUUUCUUGAUGGACAGAUAGCUUUACUUGUUGCUAACACUAGAGUAACCGCUAGGUGCUGCUAACGGUAGCUACUGUUAUCAGCUGGCUUUGAAUCAGCGGUCCUCAGCUUCAGUACUAAUGUUUGACCCCGGAGCACAAAGCUUCCAGAAACAGAAAUAGGAUGGCUAGCUGCACAGCUAACUGAGUAGCUAUCAGCAGCUGCUGAUAGCAGUAGUUAGUGGCUAAAGUAACUCGUAACAUACAAACUCCUUACAUCACCAAAAGUGGAGGCAGAGCAGCUGGAGGACAUCAGAGGGAACAGACAAUAUUUCCUCCAUCAACUGUAAUCCAGUUUUACCGAAACCAGUGAAGAAAGUUAUAAAGUUCUUUGUCCAGUACUGUACUGUAAUCAGUGAGGCCUAGCAUCAUAUAACAGAACAAAUAGCUGUUUAGCUAUGCCCCGCCCCUCUGCUGUGCUUGUAGAAGUUGGCCAAUCAGAAGCAAGUGGGCUUUCAGGGAGGGUGGCCUUAAAGAGACAGGAGCUAAAACAGAGUGUGGUGGAGGGUGAGGAGGUGUUUUUGAACAUUAAAGCAUGUAACAGUUAAACAUUUUCUAGUGGAAACCCUAAAUACAAGUAUGAACCUGCAAAUAAGUAUUGUACGGCACCUUUUAAGGGAAAAAUAUGAGUGUUAUCCUCUGAUCUACCUUGCCGCCAGACAGCAAAUGAGCAUAUUUCCUAAAAUUUUGGCCUUUUCUCAAAGCUCACAAAUGCUACUCAAACAACUUUUACAAUCUCCAAAAGAAGACUGAGACACUGAAACUUACAGUACUGAAGUGCCCAUGCAGUCACAAGCUGUUAUUAUAAGCAUUAUGUUUUUGGGGGGGGGGGGGGGGGGGCAUCCUUAUGAAUUGUGUUGUAGAUUUGUUAAUUGGAGUUUAAAAUGUGACUGUGCACAUUGUGUGGCAUGGAUCUGUGUGCUCUACUGUAUUUUAAAUGAAGAGCUGAAUUGAAGUCGACUAGAUUUUUUUUUUUGAAUUGCAUGUUUUAUGCAGUAUUAAAUUCAACCACUUGCUAAGGAUGUAGCAAACGUGAGCCAACAAAUACCUCGUAUUUUGUCAUUAUCUCAUCGGAAAUGCAUGAUUUAAAUUCUAUUGCAUCAUGUUAUGUGAAUUAUGAAUAUUGCUGUUCUAUUUUUCUAUUAGGUCUCCAAAUGUGGCCAACUUCUACUUUUUUGCAAUGUAUCCUGCUUCUUGUAUUUCUUCUUUCCUCUCCCAGUUUAGGUUCAUUUACAGCAGGCUAAACUGAAAGAAAUGUAAGGCAUGAAAAGGCAAAUGUGCAAUGUUUCUUUUCAGAGUUUAAAUAAAAAUAUGCUGCUA